Molecule: messenger RNA, 2937 nt
Organism: Paraphaeosphaeria sporulosa
Lineage: Eukaryota; Fungi; Ascomycota; Dothideomycetes; Pleosporales; Didymosphaeriaceae
Exons: 10
Coding region: 1-2937 (978 amino acids)
Molecular function (GO): succinyl-CoA:3-oxo-acid CoA-transferase activity; oxidoreductase activity; metal ion binding
Source: RefSeq, a predicted model, not a curated record
AUGACCCUGCCGAGCAAGUAUCAGAACGGAAGCAUCGACUCCUCGCUUAAGGGAGCGUAUCGAGCCUCGCCCGUCAAGCUCCUCAUCUACGGUGCAGGAACCAGCAAACAGCUUGCAGAUGUGGUGUCAGAGCUCGGCGGCUCCAAAGCUUUCAUCAUUACUGGUCGCUCCCUUUACGAAAAGACACCAGUAAUCAAGGAAAUUGAGCAAAGUCUAGGAUCGGUGCACGGCGGCACUUUCAGCAAGAUCGGUCAACAUGCCCCGAUUGGCGAUAUCCGCGAAGCGACUGCUCUGAUGGCCAAGUCUGGGUGUGAUGUAUUGAUCUCGAUAGGAGGUGGUUCUCCGAUUGAUUCCGCGAAGGCGAUUGCAUACAACAUCCACCAAGAGACUGGCAAAUGGAUACCGAGUAUUGCAGUACCUACCACUCUGAGCGUUGCAGAAACUACUCAGAACGCUGGCUUUACAACUGAAGAAAAGCACAAGAUUGCUGUGAGCGAUCCCGAGCUUGUUCCUAAAGCGGUGGUAUACGAUGGCGAGAUCGCUCUGCAUACGCCGUUGACCUUGUGGACAAGCACUGGAAUUCGAUCGUUGGACCACGCUGUCGAGCUCAUGUACCAUCCACUUGCAUCCGAGAUCCCCACCAAACGCAUGUGCCUCGAGGCCAUCAAAGAUCUGUUCACCUAUCUACCGCAAUCAAAAUCGAAUCCAGAGGAUGCUGACGUCCGUACGAAGCUUUUCCUCGCAUGUUAUGCUUCACUAUUUCCGUUCCUCUACACCGGUGGCGUAGGUCUCAGCCACAGCAUCGGCCAUGCGAUCGGCGCAACCUACUCGAUACCACAUGGUAUUACCAGCUGUCUCAGUCUAGCGCCCACAGUACAUUUCAAGGCCAACAAUCCGGAAGAAGCGAAACAGAUUGCAAGAAUCAUUCCGUAUAUCGGCAAGCAGAGCACCGGAAGUGACGAGAAAGAUUCCCAUAUAGUGGCGGAUGCGAUUGCCGAGUUGGUCGAAGCUUUAGGGCAUAAGACCACGCUGACUGCUUAUAACGUUCCAACCGGCGAUGCGGAGGAAGAGGCCAUUGCCUCGCGUGCAUUGCAUAGUAAAGAGCACAAGGACUUUGCAAACUCGAAGCCUUCCGGGCCUUUAGAGGCCUGGAAGCAGAAUCGAAACGCUUUUCCGCGGGCAAAAUGGCGGAUAAGUUCUCUUCCGCCGCAAGUGUGGAGUCCUUGGCGACCCCGAACCUCCACCGGCGCCGGCACGGCAUGUGCUUCGGUACGCCUGAUUGCGUUUAGUGUCGAUAUGCAAGCUCUCAAAAGUCGUGUGGGGAACGCAAUCGGUCUGCACUUCGAGCGACAGCGGCAGAGCAUUACGUUGGGGCAGUUUCCACACACGACACAUUCCAAGAUGCAACGAACGUUCCUUUUCGCGGCGCGCCGCAGUGCGCCUGCCCUUCGCUUCUUUUCCAACACUGCCACUCGCGCUGCGAUCAACAAGAUCUAUCCUUCCGCGCAAGAAGCCAUCAAGGACAUGAAAUCGGAUACGACUGUUCUUGUUGGAGGUUUCGGAUUUUCUGGCGUGCCAAACACACUCAUCAAUGCUGUGCGCGACCGUUCAGAUCUCAAGAACUUUACGGUUGUGAGCAACAAUGCGGGCAUGCCUGGCGUAGGACUUGGCCAAUGGCUGGACACCAAGCAGGUCGGGAAGAUGAUCGCCAGUUACAUUGGAGACAACAAAACAUUCGAACAGAUGUACUUGAAGGGACAGUUGGCAUUGGAGUUGACGCCGCAAGGAACGAUUGCCGAAAAGUGCGCGGCAGGAGCGGCAGGUGUACCGGCUUUCUAUACGCCCGCGGCCUACGGAACAAUAGUGCAAACCGGCGAGCUCCCCGUUCAGUACAACACAGAUGGAACGAUCGCAAAGAUGGCGCCUCCCAAAGAGACACGCGAAUUCAACGGCAAAGCAUACGUGAUGGAAGAGGCCAUCUUCGGAGACUACGCGUUCGUGAAGGUCGCGAAAGCGGACCGUCUCGGCAACUGCACUUUCCGCAAAGCACAGAACAACUUCAACGAAGCUAUGGGAAAGAACGCUAAGAUGACGAUCGUUGAAGCUGAUGAGAUUGUCGAGGAUGGAGUCAUUGCACCGGAAGAAAUUCAUCUGCAGGGUAUCUACGUCAAGAGGGUCAUUAAGAGUACGGAAGAGAAGAAGAUUGAGCGCCUGGUACAUUACAAGGACCCCGAAGAGCAGAAACGUGCAAUCCUUGAGGCAGGCUCCUCUGAAGCAUCCCAGAAACGCGAGCGUAUCAUCAAACGGGCGGCACAGGAACUCAAGGAUGGAAUGUAUGUCAAUCUCGGUAUCGGCAUGCCCCUCGCAGCACCUGCUUUCCUUCCUAAGGGUGUCGAGAUCGUUUUGGAGUCGGAGAACGGAAUCCUUGGAAUGGGCGGAUACCCUAAGCCUGGAGAGGAGGACCCGGACCUGAUUAACGCUGGCAAGGAAACUGUCACUUUGAUCAAGGGUGCCUCGACAUUUGGCAGCCACGAAUCAUUCGGCAUGAUCAGAUCAGGCAGGAUCGACGUCGCCAUGCUCGGAGCUAUGCAGGUGAACACUUAUGGAGACCUUGCCAACUUCAUGCUUCCAGGAAAGGUCAAAGGCAUUGGCGGUGCCAUGGACCUCGUCGCCAACCCCUCGCAGACAAAGGUUGUCAUCACCAUGGAGCACACCGACAAGAAGGGAAACCCCAAGAUCCUCAAGCAAUGCACUUUCCCGCUUACCGGCCAGAAGUGCGUAUCGACCAUCAUCACUGACCUUGCUGUCUUCGAUGUCAGCCCUACCGAAGGGCUCACUCUGAAAGAAGUCGCAAAGGGUGUCACUGUUGACGAGGUUAAGGCGAAGACCGAGGCACCUUUCAAGGUGGCUGAGGACUUGAAGGAGAUGGAAAUAUAG